Dracunculus medinensis (Guinea worm) is the source of this 2571-nucleotide messenger RNA. NCBI's taxonomy places the organism in Eukaryota, Metazoa, Nematoda, Chromadorea, Rhabditida, Dracunculidae. The record is from the annotation of a GenBank genome assembly.
UUUUUGUUUUUCCCCACUUGUGAAAUAUUUUCACCUGAUACAGAAACGCAGAAGAAAGUGCAAGAACGCUUGGAUCAAUUAAACUCCCAUCCGGAAUUCGUAUGCUAUUUGGCAUAUAUAUUAAGUCGACUUAGAAGUGAACAGGUAACAAAUCGAUCUCUUUCUGGUUUAAUACUCAAGAACUGUGUUCGACAAAUGUGGAAUCAACUGCCGGAACAGAUACAUUUAUUUAUAAAAAACGAGGCUCUAUCUGCGAUAUCUGAUCCAGAUCCUUUAAUUAAAGCGACAGUUGGUAUAAUUAUAACUACAAUAGUUUUAAAUGAAGGAAUUGCUAAAUGGCCUUCACUAAUUCCAACUCUUUGUGAAAUGUUAUGCACUACGAAUAUUGAUCUUCAGAUGGGCGCGCUAGGAGCUUUGCAGAAGAUCUGCGAAGAUUCAGCUGAAGUCAUUUUUUUACAUUUAAAACAGCAUGUUUUCUUACAAAGUUUUAAUGAAAAAAUUUUCAGGGCAUUGUCAAUCAAUACUCUAAAUUCAAUUUUAAUGGUUCAUCUGCAAGUAUUGAAGGAUGUUGUUGAUCUUUAUGUAUCACAUUUGUUUCGUUUAGCCGGUGAUGCGGAUGGGGAAGUGCAAAAGCAGUUAUGUCGUGCGUUGACAUUGUUGUUAGAUAUUCACUUAGAUAAACUUGCUCCUCAUCUCGCGAAUAUUACUGAAUUUAUGCUGAUAAAAACACAAGAUGGUAAUCAGUUGACAGCUUUAGAAGCUUGUGAAUUUUGGUUAGCUCUGGCAGAUAAUUCUCAAGUAUGUAAACACACCUUAUUACCAUAUUUGCCGAGGUUAAUACCAGUAUUAGUGCGAUGUAUGCGUUACUCUCCUGACGAUCUCAUUUUGCUUAAGGCAGAUGUUGAAGACGAUAGUGCUAUCCCAGAUAGACAAGAGGAUAUACGUCUUUUUCCUUUUAAUGAAAUUUUUGAGGAAUCUAUGGAUGAUGAUGAUGAUUUUGAUGAUGACUCUUCGAUGGAAUGGAAUUUAAGAAAAUGCAGUGCCGCAUCACUCGAUGUUUUAUCUGGUAUAUUUGGUGAUGAAUUUCUGCCAGUUUUAUUACCGAUAUUGAGGGAAACCUUGACUAAUGAAGAUUGGCUGAUUAAAGAAAGUGGGAUACUUGCAUUAGGUGCUGUCGCAGAAGGAUGUAUGGCUGGUAUUAAACCUCAUCUUCCUCAGUUGAUUCCCUUUCUUAUUAAUUCGUUAGACGAUCGAAAAGCCCUUGUUAGGUCAAUAACAUGUUGGACAUUGUCGCGAUAUUGUCAGUUUGUUAUGCAACAAGAUCAUAAUCUGUAUUUUAAAAAAUUUAUAAAUUGGCUAAUUUUAUUUUUCUUAUUCUGUUCCACAAUUUUGAUCAGUAAGAGAGUCCAAGAAGCUGCUUGUUCAGCAUUUGCAACUCUUGAAGAAGAAGCAAGUACUGAACUUGUUCCAUAUCUUUCAGAUAUUAUUUCAACGCUAUCAGUCGCUUUUCAGCGUUAUCAGGCGAAAAAUUUACUGAUAUUAUAUGAUGCUGUAGGAACGCUUGCAGACAGUGUUGGAGCUCAUCUUAUCAAUCCAUCUUAUCUUGAAGCACUUAUGACUCCAUUAAUGGCCAAGUGGAGUUCCUUGACUGAUGAUGAUCGUGAACUGUUUCCUUUACUUGAAUGCAUGUCUUCUGUCGUAACAGCUUUACAUUCCGCUUUCGCACCAUUUGCCAAACCAGUAUUCGACAGAUGUAUCCAGCUGGCAAAAGAACGGCCAGGUGAAGCCGAGAUGCCAGAUAAAGAUUUUCUUGUUGUGGCUCUUGAUUUAUUGUCGAGCUUGACGGAAAGUCUUGGCGAAGAAAUAGAUCAUUUUGUCGGUGAAAGCAAUAUUAUUGCUCAUUUAUACCAAUGCUCAAUGGAUCCUCAAUCCGAAGUGCGGCAGAGUGCUUUUGCUCUUUUGGGUGAUUUGACGAAAACGAGUUAUCAUCGGCUGCAGUCACAUUUAGAUAUGAUUAUGUCUGUUCUUUGUCAAAAUAUUAAUCCGGAACAAGUUUCGGUUUGUAAUAAUUCGAUAUGGGCUAUUGGUGAAAUAUCUUUAAAAUCAGGUGAAGCGAUGAAGAAAUAUGUGGAAUCAAUUAUUCCAAAUCUAAUUUUUGUUAUAAGUCGUGAAAAAAUACCAAAAACACUUAUGGAAAAUACUGCGAUCACAAUCGGACGAAUGGGUAUCACUUGCUAUAUCGAAAUUGCUCCAUAUAUGUCUUAUUUUUUGCGACCAUGGUGUUUAGCUUUACGAAAUGUUCGCGAUAAUCCAGAAAAAGAAAGCGCUUUUCGAGGCCUUUGUUACAUGGUUAAUGUGAACCCUGCUGGUGUUAUUGAAGAUUUCAUUUUUUUCUGCGAUGCAAUCGCUUCCUGGAAUAAUCCCAGCUCGGAACUAAAAAAUAUGUUUGAAGAGAUUCUUUGUUCUUUCCGAGAUAAAAUUGGUCAUGUGAAUUGGACAGCGUUCAUUUCUCAAUUUCCACCACCGCUGCAGCAGCGAUUGGCUGCAUUAUACAACAUAUGGAAUGUUUAA